Messenger RNA from Ylistrum balloti, 1828 nucleotides. Its product is annotated as cellular retinoic acid-binding protein 2-like. Gene Ontology annotation, cellular component: cytosol; nucleus. The transcript is spliced from 4 exons. Lineage: Eukaryota; Metazoa; Mollusca; Bivalvia; Pectinida; Pectinidae. Gene Ontology annotation, biological process: fatty acid transport. The record is from RefSeq and is a predicted model, not a curated record. Gene Ontology annotation, molecular function: fatty acid binding. Bases 277 to 705 code for a protein of 142 amino acids.
CUUACAGUAGCACACUCAGCUGAUCAGCUCGGGAUCUACCAGCCAACGUCUGCCAGAACCAAAAAUCGAGGCACUUGCACGUGCUUUUGUGACAACCCGUUUAGCAGACGACAUAUCUCACAACAAAUCUUUUCUGAACUUUUCUAGAUUUUCCUCUGAGAAGCUUAGUUUACUGCAAUAUCCACUUGCGAAGGUUUGGAUAGACGACGUUUUCCGCAGAUUUGGAAGUAUUCUGCACUAUUUGAAGUUGGACACUUGACUUUGAAUUGUGUCAAUAUGGGGGAUUUAAGCGGCUUUGUAGGAAAAUGGCAGGAGAAGGAAAAGAGAGGAUUUGACGACAUGGCAAAAAAGCUAGGUCUGAACGAGGUCAGAACAGAAAUGUAUAAGAAAACGGAAACGGUGAUCGAAUACAAACAAAAUGGCGACAAGUGGGUGAUGGAAGUUGGUAUUUUAGCGGGUCCUCCUCCGACGUCGUACACGUUUAAACUUGGUGAACCGUACGACUCUAAGGAUAUUGACGAAUCCCCCAUGAAGAGUUUGGUAAAGUCUAACGGGAAUACAUUUGAAGAAGAACAUACGUUUGAAGACGGGCCCAUGAAGAACAACAAGAUGGACAUCAAACGAGAGAUAGAAAACGAACAAAUGAAAGUGACAACGACGCUUGGCGAUUGCUCCUUCGAAACUACAUACGCGAAGGUAAAGUAAUGUACGGGCCAAUCAGACUAUUCCUCGAUUGAAUGAUAUAGCUAAACACGUCACCAAAACUAUCUAUGUGCGUACUGCGUCAGCAUUACGCGUGUACUGCUGAGAAUUGUACAUGUUGUGCCUUCGUGACAGACAUAAUUGAUUCUUAUACGUACACGGAACGCCAUGUUGUUUGCCUUGAGGCUACAGUAAAAAAAUGUACUGUUUUGUGAACUGCUCAAAGUGACAAUGCCCGACAGAUUUAAAGAAACUAUGGUGGUAAAACGAGCUUGGAUUCUACGCUUUAUUCAUCUAGCUUACUUUUUUCUCUUGAAUUCACGCAGCAAUGCAAUCCAUAUAUAUGUGAAAUAGAAAUCUAUUUAUAUAUUUCAAUAUAGAAUGUUUGUUUCGCCGAUUAAUUUCUCUAACAAGAAUAUAUGUUUUCACAGUUUAUGUGAGAGUCUUCUUUUGAAGUAUCAUACAGGUGGUAUGCUGCUUCUGGAGUAUUAGUGAUAACCAAUAAUGAUUGAUGGAAUUUCUUAACAUGGGUAUUGAUAGACCUAUAGGAUUUGCUGUGAUUUUGACAACAAUUCGGCGGAAUUAGCUAGGGAGCUUAUCGAUAAACAACAUGCUGGUUUUCCGUAACGACUAUAGGUUUUUAACACGAUGCACCAUUGAUCGCAGCAUGUUCAUAAAUUAAUAUUGCAUAACCAAAUUCUAUAACGUCAUGAAACAGCAAUAAGGCAUUUCUGAUCGGCUAGGUUUAUAAUGAUAGGGAAUUUUUGCAAAUGAAAUUGAUAGAAAGUACUCAAGUAAAAGGUUUGUGAGUACAUUUCUGUUAACGGAAUGCAACAAUUACUUCGCAACGUUUUAAACCGAUACAAUUUAUAUCUGCUACAACAGAUCUUACAUGCGCACCCUAUCUAUUUGCAUUAUAAAAAUUAAAAUAUCAGAGGUAAGAGAGGGCUAUGAUUAUCUAUUAUAGCUAGAUAGGCGUACAAAGUUCUGCCCACUUGAGGUAGGCGUGACCUCCAGAGCAGGGGGGAGGGGGGAUGGACCUGACCGUAACACGUGCCACGAAUCUCUAUAACUGUGUAGUGUUAUGGGCUUUCAGUGUAUUUAAUAAAACUUAUAUAUAUAUCUA